UUCGAGUCACGUGACCGCUAUAGAGCAAGCGUAUGUGUAGUAAGCCAACUGACAGCGAUGUAAACAUGCACUGCUUACCGCAGUAUAUCAUGGAUUUGCUGCUGUGAAGCCAAGACCUGCUGGAGAGUCGGCCAGCAUGGCUUCAUCUUCCAGCUUUGCCCCUCCGAAACUUGAUGACUUUAUCCUGACAGAGCGGCUUGGCAGUGGCACCUAUGCCACCGUCUACAAGGCCUACCGAAAGCAGGGGGACACUCGAGAGGCAGUGGCGGUGAAGGUGGUUGCAAAGAAGACGCUUAACAAGGCGUCUACGGAGAACCUGCUCACUGAAAUUGAGAUCCUCAAGACUGUGCGUCACCCCCACAUUGUCCAGCUAAAAGACUUUGUGUGGGAUUCCGAAAACAUCUAUUUGAUCCUGGAAUGGUGUUCUGGUGGAGAUCUGUCCCGUUUCAUCCGCAGUCGUCGGAUCUUACCGGAAAGAGUCGCCCGGCGUUUCCUGCAGCAGAUGGCCUGUGCGCUCCAGUUUCUACACGAGCGAAACAUCUCCCACUUGGACUUGAAACCGCAGAACAUCUUGCUCUGCGGCUCAGUCCUCAAACUGGCAGACUUUGGCUUCGCCCAGUAUAUGUCACCGUGGGAUGAGAAGAGCGUGCUGAGGGGCUCUCCUCUCUACAUGGCCCCUGAGAUGGUGUGUCGGCGACAGUACGAUUCCAGGGUGGAUCUCUGGUCGGUGGGAGUCAUUCUUUAUGAGGCACUGUUUGGACGGGCUCCCUUUGCUUCAAGGUCGUACACUGAAUUGGAGGAGAAGAUUCGGAGUAACCAACCCAUUGAUUUACCACCCGGGGCCAGGGUUUCCAAGCAAUGCCGAGACCUCCUCCUGCGGCUCCUGGAAAGAAAUCCAGACACCCGGAUCACCUUUGCGGAGUUUUUCACACACCCCUUUGUGGACCUGGAGCACAUGCCGAGUGCUGAGAGCUUAGGGAAGGCGAAAGAGUUGGUCUUGCAGGCAGUUCAGAAGGACCAGGAGGGCGAGUGGUCCGCCGCGCUCUCUUUGUACUGCAGUGCCCUGGAGCACUUUGUCCCUGCUAUUUACUAUGAGACUGACAGGCAGCGGAAAGAAGUCCUCAGGAAGAAGGUCAGCCAGUACGCGUCCAGAGCGGAGGAGCUGAAAGUCCUGGUGGCCUCGGACAACAAACUCAUCUUUGAGGAGGCCCGCACCUCCAGGGACGUCCUCCGAGAAAUGUCCCGUGACCAACCACGCCUGCUGGCUGCGCUGGAGAUGUCCUCAGAAGCCAUUGCUAAGGAGCAGAGUGGACUGGAUGACAGCGAGGCCUUGGAUGAAUACCAGCAGUGCUUAGGAGAACUUCUGCUGGCGCUAGCAGCCGAGCCCCAGGGCCGCCGCCGAGAGCUGCUCCACAGCGAGAUCAAAAGUCUAAUGAGCAGAGCUGAGUACCUCAAAAAGAACAUCAAGAUGCAGGAAACUCAAAAGGAAGCCUCGCUGGAUCGUGAGCCUCUUGCAGAUUCCGUAAGAAGCUCCUGCUGUGUGCAGUAAAACUGAAAAGGCCACCGCGGGAACCAGCUGGCUUGGACCAUCGGACCAUUUUUUCUGAGCGUGGAGCCAAGCCCUCUCGCCCAAUAAGGCUCUGUGCUCAGGGCCAAAUCAAACCUGCAUCCCACCUCACCUCCCACACUCUGGCUGGGUGGGGAAGUGCUGCCAAAAGUGCUAAAUGAUGUUUUUGGUUGGUGCUGGAAGGGAUAGAGCAGGUGGAGAGAGCGCUGCAACAAAUUCCUAGUACCUUUUUUUUUUUUUUUUUUUUUUGCAUUCGUUGAGCUUACAAACUGUGUAGACCUCAGCGGUGAACUGUUUACAACCUUUAAGUUGUAACCUUUAAGACACUCAUGAAGUGAUGUCAGCCAGUUGGUAUUGUGGCAGCUGCUCUACCUAACAUUUAGCAUCAUUGUAAUGUAAACAUUAGCUACUGUGCUCCAUCAAUGCAUCUCUCUGGUCAACAAGCCAAAGUGAUUAACUUGUAUUUAGUUUCAAAGUAUUGGCAGCAAACUGUGAAAAUGUGCGCUGGAUAAAAGGGAAAAUGAGACCUUUCGAUGGUGAUUACUUUAGUAUUGAGCCAAUUGUACUGCAGCGUCAUACAGUGGAACCUUUUGUGUUUUUUUCCCCCAAAGAAAAUAAUGGAAAUUUGAUUUAUCUGCGCCAAAGUCAAACUAUGGCCUCAUAAAACCUCUAUUUAAGCAAUCAGUUAAAAUGUAAAAAGAAGUUACCCCCUCUACAUAUACUGUAUAUAUACUGUAGCAACACUUGGUGACGGAUGCGUACCAUAUCGGGAUUGUUGAAGGCAGUCGCUUUUUUGACAUUCUUACCUGCCAUACAAGUGUAAAAAGAAGUUAACCCCCCAUAUUAUAUUGCGUUGUCCCGCAAUUUGCCAUAGCAAUGCGUGUCAUAUGUUUAUUUAUGGCACGCCUGACAAACGUGAAGACUAGUUUGCGGACUGUUUGUGUUCUGCUUACGCAUGGAUUACUCACUUGGCGUGCAAUUUGUGACCGAAAAUGCAUAUAUGACUUCGGGUGAAUAUGUACUGUAGUUUACGCAUAUUCACACCUGUUUACCACAAGUUGACUCAUUGGCGCACAAAAUUGCGUACCACUGCGGGGCCGAAAUGUGUGCAAGUGUAAACGAGGCGUAAAACGUAAAAACAAUAAGUGGCGUGCUCACCCAUCACACUUGGUGGCGAAUGUGUAGCGUCUCGUUUGUCUUGUUGAAGGCAGUCGCUUACCUGUCAUAAUAGUGUCAAAAGAGAAGUUGAUCCCUCUGUGUUAUAACGUAAAAACAAAUUCCGUGUAAAAAAUAAGUGAAUAUGUGAACCACUGCUAUAGUGAGACAUACAAACACUAAGUUGUGUACUCACCCUGAACACCUGAUGAUGGCGGCGUAUCGGGAUUGUUGAAGGCAGUCACAUGCCUGUCAUACAAGUGUAAAAAGAAGCACAUGAAAUCUUAAAAAAAAGGAAUAAAAAGUGCACUUACUCAUAAGUUUGACGACUAAUAUGCAGAGGGAGAUGACUGCUUGUGCCUGGGAGGUUAGACUCAUCACGUAAACACUAAACGUAGUGGUGUGCAUUCCAGUCUUGUUGUUUCUGCUUUAUUAUUGCAGCUGGCUUUAGACCUGUCAUGUGGUUAUCACACUUUUCCUCUUUGCCGUCACUGGUCGCCCUUGUGGUAAAAUAGCCAAAGAAAAAGCAAAACACAAUCCUUCAGAAGCUGACUGAGCUGAAGUCUUGCGUGGUGUCAUACUAGAGGGGGUGUUGGACCCGAGAGGUUCCGCUGUAGUUGGUGCUUAAGCACGCCUUGGCUGUGGUUGAGGCUCACCAUGUCCUCUUCACUGAUGGACGCCAUUUCCACCGCCAUGAGAGGCGCGGCCGGGUCCUUGUUUACUCUAGAGCUGCAGGUCUUGGCAUGGAGUUGCGAUGCCGCCACACACUGGAGAGGUUUUUAGGCUGAUCACGCUCACCGUGGGAGGUCUGGCUUGCGCUGUAAUGACUUCAAACCCGCGCUGUAGUAUUCCAGAAGUGCUUUAAUUUGGACUGCUGAAUCAGGAGUCAAAAGGAUUAACAUACACGGUCAAUAUGUCUGUGGACAGGACCUGCACUCUGCUGUGUUGUUUCAUUUUGUCUUUUAACUGUUGACACAGCUGUAACUGUAUAAUCCAGCACGUAUUUAUUAAAAGAGAUUGAUGGAUCUUUAUCCAGAAGUUGUGCAGAGCACAAGUAGCAGUCCCUCCUCAGCAUCAUCACCAUCGUCGUCGUUUGGACGGCUGCUCUGCAGAAGCAGCUGGCUCGCAUCCACGAAGGGGAGGAGACAGACCGGAAGGCCUGGCGAGGGAAAGUAAGGCCAUUUCAUAAUUAUACCAUCUGAACGCAAGACUGGAGCGCCUGUAAUGUGAACAUCCCGACAAGUAUGAGAAUCACACAAAGACUCAUGUUUGUGUUCUCCCUUUGUUUGUCACCCUCAAAUUUCCUUUUGUUGUUUUUACAGUUUUAUAGGAGUUGACACUGUUGUAACCUCCAGUGCGAGGAAACUCAACUGUCCUUUCUGCACACGCAGGACUGAUGACACGUUCAAAGACCGUCGGAAAUCAGAAAACCCCUUAAAGGAAAACGGCACUUUUUUGGGAAUUUUGCCCAUCAGCCACAAUCCGUAUGUGACACAUGAAAACAUAUGUAGUUCUCUUUUCUGUGUGUUGUAAAGAUAUAAAAACAGAUGGAAAAGAUGGAACUAAGAGUGCAUGUACUGGGAAACACAUAUUCCGCCUAUAAAGCCUUCUGAAAAAAACUCAGCGCCAAAAAACAACGCCCCAUUUGCAUAUCAUGUGACAGGCGUAUUAACCAAGCUACAGCGACAUUGUUAUUAUUAACAUUGUUACCCCGAUCAAACUACGUUACUGGCGUACUGACACUUUGCCACUCCAUACCGGCUAGCUACUAGCCCGGGGUGCACAUUAUGUCAAUCGCAAAGGUAGUUUUGGUCGAUAGCAUAAACGUCACUUUGUAGAUGCCAUAUGCCAUCAGUCAGCUGACAUUAAGCUCCCCUCCUGAUUCGCUCUUGCCCCUCCCGCGGCAAUGGUGACCAGAUGUCUCAAACUGCACACAGAGAUGCAACUUUCAUCUUCCGAUAAUGUAUAACUAAUGAGCGGUAAGAUGCCUGUAUGUAGAACAAAGGUUCUAUGUUCACUUGUAGCGGCUCGUUAAGUAGAAAUAAAGUGAAUUGCUUGAUGGCUUUGCGUGCAUGAACUCCACUAUGGAAAUGCGUGUUUUUCUACUCGUCCCUUUCUUAAACUAUUAUUUCAUGAUUUCAUUAUUAUUUCAAGCUUUUUAAUAUAUAAACUUCGGCUGCAUUGCCUUUUGCAUAACCAUUUUCAUUUCUUGUAUAUCGGGAAUGUUUGAUAGCAAAUGCUAACUGUACGUAAUACAUGAAGUAUGCUAUUUUGACUGACAUUACUUACUUACAUUAUGUACUAUGUAACUGUUGAGGAAUUAUGUGUAAUUAUCUUUAUUGCCAUAUUGAAUUGAAUUGUGAAUUAUUUGUGAAUGAUAUAAACUACUUUG
Dunckerocampus dactyliophorus (ringed pipefish) is the source of this 5114-nucleotide messenger RNA. It is a transcript of the gene ulk3, whose product is annotated as unc-51 like kinase 3. The coding region runs from base 137 to 1549 and encodes 470 amino acids. The record is from RefSeq and is a predicted model, not a curated record. NCBI's taxonomy places the organism in Eukaryota, Metazoa, Chordata, Actinopteri, Syngnathiformes, Syngnathidae. Gene Ontology annotation, molecular function: ATP binding; protein serine/threonine kinase activity. The transcript has 17 exons. Gene Ontology annotation, cellular component: autophagosome; cytoplasm. Gene Ontology annotation, biological process: autophagosome organization; peptidyl-serine phosphorylation; protein autophosphorylation.